CCAAUUCUUCAUUUUUCCAGUUUGGGGCCUCCCUCCAGCAGGAGGCGCUGUUGAUGCUUUCUAUAAUGGAGGAGUACGACUGGCACGUCUUCUCGGUGGUCACCACCAAGUUCCCAGGUUUCCAGGAGUUCAUAGCCACUGUCCGCGUCACGGUGGACCACAGCUUCAUUCGUUGGGACCUUCAGAGCGUAGUGACGCUGGACGGCGUCGGCGAACCUGAGGACCGAGCCCACGUGCAGCUUAAACGCAUCCAGUCGCCUGUCAUCCUCCUCUACUGCUCCAAAGACGAAGCGGCGUUGGUUAUGGAGGAAGCCCGUUCGCUAGGGCUCACCGGGGCUGGCUUUGUGUGGAUUGUUCCUGGUCUGACGACAGGAAAUCUCGAACAAACCCCGGAAGCCUUUCCGAUGGGGAUGAUAUCUGUGGCAUAUGACGAAUGGGAUUAUCCCCUGGAGACGCGUGUGCAGGACGCUGUGGGAAUUAUCAGUUCUGCAGCUGCUGCCAUGUUCAGAGAGGAAGGUCAGAUACCUGACGGAACGGCUAGCUGCUACGGCCAAUCAGAGAAGCCGGAGGUGCCGGCAAGUGCUCUGCGCAGAUAUAUGAUGGGAGUCAAUCUAGGGGGUAGAGAUCAUUCGUUCAUGGACGAUGGCUACCAAGUCAAUCCCAAGCUGGUUGUCAUUGUUCUGAACACACAGAGGGAAUGGGAGAAGAUGGGACGGUGGGAAAACCACACGUUAAAGUUGAAGUUUCCAGUUUGGCCACGUUAUAACUCAUUUGGGGACAUGGACGCUGAUGAGAACCACUUGAGCAUUGUGACUCUAGAGGAAAGACCCUUUGUUAUAGUGGAUGAUGUGGACAUUCUUACUGGCACAUGCAUGCGCAACUCUGUACCUUGCAGGAAACACAUUAAAGAUAAUACCACGGAGGGCUCCUAUAUCAAGAAGUGCUGCAAGGGCUUUUGUAUAGACAUCCUGAAGAAGAUUGCCAGAAAUGUAAAGUUCACCUAUGAUCUUUACCUGGUCACAAAUGGCAAACAUGGCAAGAAGAUCAAUAAUGUGUGGAACGGCAUGGUGGGGGAGGUUAGGAAAAAAGGUAUUGCAUUUGACGUCUGUCUGUCUGUCUGUCCAUACAUCGCUGUGGGCUCAUUGACCAUAAAUGAAGAGCGGUCAGAGGCCAUAGACUUCUCUGUCCCAUUUGUUGAGACAGGCAUCAGUGUGAUGGUGUCACGUAGCAAUGGAACGGUGUCGCCCUCUGCGUUUCUAGAACCCUUCAGUGCUUCAGUGUGGGUUAUGAUGUUCGUCAUGUUACUCCUCGUCACAGCAAUCGCUGUUUUCCUCUUUGAAUUCAUCAGUCCGCUCGGUUUCAAUAGAAACCUGGCACAGGGCAAAGACCCUCAUGGGCCCUCCUUCACUGUUGGUAAGGCUAUCUGGCUGCUGUGGGGUCUAGUGUUCAACAACUCUGUCCCAGUACAGAACCCCAGGGGCACUACCAGUAAAUUUAUCGUGUCCGUAUGGGCCUUUUUCGCUGUGAUUUUCCUGGCCAGCUACACUGCCAACUUGGCUGCCUUUAUGAUCCAAGAGGAGUUUGUGGACCAAGUAACAGGCCUUAGUGACAGAAAGUUUCAGAGUCCCUAUUCCUAUUCACCACCGUUUCGCUUCGGGACCGUGCCUAAUGGGAGCACAGAGCGAAACAUCAGGAAAAACUACCCAGACAUGCACCAGUACAUGGUGAAAUACCAUCAGACUGGAGUUCAGGAUGCACUGGUCAGCCUCAAGACGGGUAAACUGGAUGCUUUCAUAUAUGAUGCGGCUGUGCUCAACUAUAUGGCGGGGCGUGAUGAUGGCUGUAAGCUAGUAACUAUUGGCAGUGGCUACAUCUUUGCCACAACAGGAUAUGGCAUUGCCCUGCAGAAAGGAUCCUACUGGAAACGGCUGGUUGACCUUGCUAUCCUCGGGAUCAUUGGAGAUGGUGAGAUGGAGGAGCUGGAGGCCCAGUGGCUGACUGGUAUCUGUCAUAAUGAGAAGAAUGAAGUGAUGAGCAGUCAGCUGGAUGUGGAUAAUAUGGCUGGUGUGUUCUAUAUGCUCGCGGCUGCCAUGGCUCUGUCGCUAAUUACUUUUGUCUGGGAGCACCUCUUCUACUGGAGGCUACGUUACUGUUUCACUGGUCUCUGUUCUGGUCAGCCAGGAAUUCUCUUCACUAUCAGCAGGGGGAUUUGGAGUUGUAUUCACGGUGUCCACAUUGAGAUGAAGAAAUCCCCAGAGUUGGGCUUCAGCCCUCAGGCCAACAUGUUACACCUUCUGAAAUCGGCUAAAGAGAUCACCACCCUCGGAGUUACCUCACCCAAACAGUCCGUGAGUAGCAUUCUCCAUCCUACCACGGGCUUGCUGGAGAUUAUGGAUGGAGCAAAAGGCAACAACCUCACCCAGAAAAACGCUCCCUAUAGCAAUGCCAGCACCAUGCUCAGCAACCGUCACAAAGAGCCACUUAACAAUACUCUGUUGCCAGGGCAACGUGCCCUGAGCUUGACGGAUGCUCAGCCAGGUGUUGCUGGAAACGGUGGCUCAGGAGGCGGAGGUGAGACCGCUCGACCUCCAGCCUCCAAGCCACGUGCUCUGUGGAAGAAGUCUGUGGAGACUCUGCGGCAGAACCAAGGUCCUGGGGGUAAUUCCCCUCCAUCUACCCCGCAGCCCACCGAGACCCUACCUAUGAAGAGCCAGCGCUACCUGCCUGAAGAUGCACCCGCCCGCUCAGAUGUGUCAGAUUGCUCCGGUCGGGUGGACUUGCAAAAGCAGCACAAGUUAAAAGAAACGCUUCGGAAACGGAACCGCCUACCGCGGGAUCUGAGCGACGUGGAGCUUUCAACUCUGCGAAGCCAGCCCAGCCAGCAGAGUAACCACAGUGCUCAGAUCUACUCUCAGAGCAGCCAGGGGAGUCAGAUUUAUACCAUUGACUCCAUUGAUCAGGAGCAUGGCCUGCACUACCCAGAUAUCUUCAGCGAUCACCGCGAUAACAAGCACCGGCCGUCCUCUUCCUCCGAGCAGCAGCCAAUCCUGCAGCUCAACAGCAGUCUGCUCUCACAGGUCCACGAACCGGACGUGAUGCAAACCGCCGUCGCAAAGGAUAAGAAAUACAACACGUACGGAAAGCCUGGCGGUGCAGGGACCAUCACCGGCGGGCCUGGUUCUACUCAGGAUCCACGACAGACACACUGCCGUAGCUGCCUGUCGAAAGUGUCCAGUUACUCUGGGCUUUACACUGUACGGUCCCCUCAGUAUCGCUGCGAUGCCUGUCUGCACUCCGCAAACCUGUACGACAUCAGCGAGGAUCAGUUCCUCCAUCCAGAUGGACGGGGCACUGGCGGCGGAAGUGUUGACAGGGCCUUCUCUCCUUUUCUCCCUCAACCUGAUGCUUCCUUCACAGCCUAUCUUCCCCAGAGUGACCAAGAGGGUGACGGUCUUAUUAGUCACUACCAGAACGAGGGCGUAAUCAUCCGCCAGCACUCGUACGAGAACCUGCCCCAGAAGAGUUCCUCACGGCGGGUCAGUCUGCAGGACAACACGCCAUAUGCCAACGUUCCCUCGGCGACUCUGAUCCCAGACAAGCCCCCGAAAAAUCAGUCGGUCCACCUAAACCACACGCUCGCCGGGGUGGGCGUCAGCGGACUCGGGAUCGGUCGUCGCAGCAAGUCGAUGUAUCCGGCACGCCCAACGGAAAACCCGUUUCUCCAGACACUCCGCGAUGACCAGCGUCUAGCUCACGGCCGCAGCUCCACAGACAUUUAUAAGCAGCUCGUGCCGCUCACAUUAGGCCAGGCCGAUGGCAAUGUGCUCAGCGUGGGGAUGCCGACCCCUGACCUCUAUUACUCCGAGCAUGUCAUGCCUUAUGUAGCCCCUCCCCCUGUCGGCACAUACACCGCUCCCAGGGCAAUGAGCGCUGGGGGAGCUCGGCGUGUCUACAAGAGGAUGCCGAGCAUCGAGUCUGAUGUCUGAUGGAGAGAGUGCAACGUGGUCUGGAAGACUAUGAAAAGACAUGCAUGGAUAUUUCCACCAGGAUAUGGCUUAACCGUGGAACUCUUGGCGGGAUUGUAAAGCUUUUUGACUAUAAGGCAAGCAAGUCUGGAAUAUAUUUUGUUUCCCUUCUUGGACUUAUCUUUCUGAACAGAAGUAAGAGUUCAACUUUACAUCAGGUCCUCCCCUCUAGUCGAGCAGCAGCUCUGUGUCUUCCAGAAAACAUCAAAAAUGGUGGGCAGGACGCUCUUGCGCCUUCGAGCGAAGGAAGAGCAGCAAAAGCUGCUUGGAAGUACAGGGGCAGCUCCAAAGAGUUUCCUUUUUCACGGAACACGAGCAACCAAAAAAUUGAGUAAAUAAAAACAUGAGUGAAUUCCCACAUUCUGCACUUUUACACACACAAAAAUACACAUGCACAUGCAAGAGGCACAAACAAUCUCAAACUACUGAAAGGACAGCGUUAGGUAUAAACUAGAAUCUCUUUUGCCCCAAAAAAACUGAGUACCACAUACAAUGUAAUAGCAUAAACGACAGGCGUGCACUUGCACGCAAUCACAUGCUCUAAAAUAAAUAAUCGCUUAGCAGAUCCAAACCUGAUUGAGUUUUUGGAAAGGCGGCAGAACAUCUGUUACACUGUUUGAAAGGCUUAUGAAUGCAUUUCGAUGUAAAAGCUGCGUUGAAGCACGGUCCACAAAGCCUGCUCAGAGUUCAAAGAUUAGAUUUCCAUUCCAGCCUGAACUGUGACAAAAUGCACUACCUGUAUGAUUAGUCUCGGGUGUAAUCUCUGAAAUCAAGUACGUUAGAGAAUUUCAGAGAAGGAAAACUUGAUGCACACAAGGCCUGUGACUCGUUCGUGUCUCUGAGGACACCAAGUGGAAAAAGUCUUUGACCCUCCCCUCCCUUGAAUCCGUCCGUACCUUGCCUGCAUGCAGAGUGCAAACGCAGGAAGACACUCCUCUGCUCACAGCACAACAGUGUAGUAAGUGUCAUUGUUCAUUCAUCUAAAUUUGAUCAUCUUGAGCAUAUUUCUAUAGUUGUCUAGAAUAUAGAAAAAAGUGAUAGUCAAUUUUUACAGUUUUCUACACUGCCAAAUAUUUGAAAAGGGUGUGCCAAGUGUAUUUAUUGUGUUAUAGAGAGGAAGACUGCAGGAAAAGAAAUGCAGGGAAGUGACAGAAAAAGAGGUAUACCGUCUUUUUUGUGGGCGUAAGGGACUCCGAGAAGGCAUAGAAAAUGUAAAAGCCCACACCAACUAAUGAUGUCAAUACAGAACCACCGAGAUAUAAAAAGUUCCUGUUUGCCUCGAACACACAAACACAUCACUUCCUGUAGAAUCCAACCACACACUCAUACUUCACAAAUAUUUUUGGUUGUUUUGAAUUAUAAUGGUCGUUCCAGCGAUAUGCACAAUAUCAGGUUGCAAUAUUAUAUUUAUGUAUGAAAUUUCCUAGUUUUAAUAUGUUUUAUUAUUAGUUCCUUUCAUUUUAUGAAUUGUUAUACACGUGGAAUUAAUUUAUCAAUGUGAUUUAAUUGCGUAUAUAUAUAUAUUUAAAAGAAAAAAGAUAACAGCAUGUUAAUCUUCUCUAUGGUCAAACUUUUAGAAUUGUUCUUUUUGAUUUUGAUGUGAAUGGGAGUAUGUGUUUACAGUGAAUGUGAAAAUAUGGAUUCAUCUCAGAUGUGAUUUUGAUUCUCAUUUGAAUACAAACAUAAAACUGUCGUAUGACCAAA
This is a messenger RNA of Sinocyclocheilus rhinocerous, 5729 nucleotides long. RefSeq names its product glutamate receptor, ionotropic, N-methyl D-aspartate 2A, b (gene grin2ab). The record is from RefSeq and is a predicted model, not a curated record. Gene Ontology annotation, cellular component: membrane. The transcript is spliced from 12 exons. Lineage: Eukaryota; Metazoa; Chordata; Actinopteri; Cypriniformes; Cyprinidae. Gene Ontology annotation, molecular function: ligand-gated monoatomic ion channel activity; signaling receptor activity. The coding region runs from base 54 to 3986 and encodes 1310 amino acids. Gene Ontology annotation, biological process: monoatomic ion transport.